CGCUGGGGCAGCGUAGGACGUAAGGGGGUAGCCAGGUGCAGGCACAGGGAGUAGUGUGCUUACAGAUACCCAACAGGGCCUGCGAGUGGUGACCAUGUCGCACACAGAGACUGACGACGACGAGUUGUUCCUGUCUGCAGAGGACUACUUGGUGGGGCUCGACAACGACGACGGCCAGGUGGCGGACGAGGGAAUGGUAGAGCUGGACGCUAGCAAAGCAGACGGCGGACAGGAUGCCAUUGAUGGUGGAGAUGGUACAGAUCUUGGUGGGGCUGGUCCAGGGAAUGGUGAGGGCGAGGCCAAGUUUCGCAUGCGGCCGCUCCGGCAGCUGACGCACGACUCGGUGUCAACGGGCGGGGCAUCGACGGGUGGCGCGUCGACGGGCGAUGUGUCGUCGACGUGUGAGGCAUCUUCCGGCGGCGAUGACAAUGGCGGCGACGGUGUAGAAAGCAUGUCAGGCUCGGGCUCGGACGGCGGGUGCAGCAGCUCGAGCAGCUCUGGUGGCGCAGCGUGCGGUAGCGGAGUGGCGCUACCGAUCGCGCCCGAGUACGGGGCGAUCGACGAGAACGGUGAGUUUGUGCUCUUUGUCAAGUGCCUUGACGACAACUCAACGGUGGACGAGAAAACGGCGCUUGCAGGAGUGACGACGGUGGGACCGGACGGCGAGGCAGGCACUGUGCCUGCCAGCAUCCAGGGCAAGGGCAAGGGCAAGGGCAAGGGCCCAUCGACGCCGCCUGAGAGCGAGGAAGUGACAUUUGCGCCGUCACGGGUGAACAAGCUGACCGUGGAGGAAUGGGACCGGCUUCUGGAGCUGCAGGUGCUCGACGCACACAUCGGUGCCAUCUGGGUGGCGCACUUUUCGCCCGACGGCAUGUAUCUGGCUACAGGUGGGCAGGACAUGGUGGUGCGGGUGUGGCGGCUGGCAGAGAGCAACGGGAGCUUGCUCCUUGACCCGACUCCGUUCCGCGAGUACACCGCCCACAACGCGGACAUUCUCGAUCUCGCGUGGUCGCAGUCGAACUUUCUGCUCUCAGCCUCGCGCGACAAGACUGUCCGGCUGUGGCACGUUGAUCGGCCAGGCAUGCUUGCGCUCUUCAAGCAUGUCGACCUCGUGACGGCAGUGGCGUUUCACCCGAGCAAUGAGGAGGUGUUCAUCUCGGCCUCGUUUGACCGCAAGCUGCGAGUGUGGAACUUGCGGACCAACCGUGAGGUGGCGUUGCAGGAGACCGCCGACUACAUCACGGCGACGGCAAUCUCGCCAGAUGGAACCAAGGUGUUUGCUGGGCUUAUGAACGGGCACUGCAUCAUCUACGACCUCGACGCCAAGGCCACCCUCGUUUUCUGCACCUCGCUCCAUGUCCGGUCGUCGCGUGGCAAGAACGCGUCGGGCUCCAAGAUCACCGGCAUUGCCUUUCAUCCCGAUGGGAGCAAGGUGCUCAUCUCGACCAACGACUCGCGGCUGCGAAUGUACAACCUCGACGACUGGUCUGAGUUUUGCAAGUACAAGGGCUUUGUCAACGCCGAGCUGCAGAUCAAAGCCUCAUUCUCGGAGACCGGCAAGUUUGUUGUUACCGGCUCGGAGGACGGGGCGGUGUACAUGUACCGGACGGUGCCGACCAACGUGGCCAAGUCGUCGUUCUUUAGCUCCAUGCAGCGCAAGGACCGGUCCGAGUCGUUUGAGGCCGUGACACUCCAUGACGACGCCGCCACUGUCGCCAUGUUUGUCCCGCUUGCUGCCGGUGGCGGGACUGUCACCGACCCGCUCGACGGUGCCGAGGCGGCGCGAGGGCAGAUGAUCGUCUCGGCCUCGUAUGACGGCCUGCUCAAGGUUCAUAUCAACAUGCCUGUUCCGCCAGCGGCGUCGCUCGCCCCGCCCGGAGCAAGCGCCGGCGAGGCGUCGGCAUCGGCGUCGGCAUCGGCAUCCGCAUCGGGCGGCGGCGAGACGUCCGGCCGCGGCCACACCCGGUCGCGCUCGCUCUCCAAGUCCAAGGCCAAGCCCAAGGCCAAAGCCAAGGCGCUCUCCCAUGCCCGGACCAAGAGUCGCGGCUGA
Molecule: messenger RNA, 2050 nt
Organism: Thecamonas trahens ATCC 50062
Lineage: Eukaryota; Apusomonadida; Apusomonadidae
Exons: 2
Coding region: 95-2050 (651 amino acids)
Molecular function (GO): protein binding
Source: RefSeq, a predicted model, not a curated record